CAGCCGGUUUUUGUUAUUAUCUUUUUUAAAAAUUAAAAUUUGCUAAUUUGUUUUAAACAAAUAGCAAUUCUGACUCGUUGAAUAUUGUCCUUGAAUUAUAAUUUGUUGUCAACAAGUUGCCAACUUCAAUAGCCAUGGCCAACCCAUAACAAUUUUAACAAAUUAUUCAUGUACUUUUAGUAGGUGAUUGUUUAUCAUCAAAAGGAGAUAAUAGGAGAAUAAACAGGAGCUGAUAACACAUUAUUAAACCAAUUGUGUAAGAUUCAUAAAGCAUUAUCUCAAUUACAUAAAGUUCUUUGCCUUAUGGAAAACAGUGAAGAGAACAAGAUGCAAUUUGCUGGCAAAGUUGUUUUGAUUACUGGCGCUAGUUCUGGGAUUGGGGCUGCUACUGCAAAACAUUUUGCUAAAUUGGGGGCUAGCCUUGCAUUAGCAGGAAGAAAUAAAGAAAAUCUUCAGAAAGUAGCAGCAGAAUGUCCGAAAGUGGGUGUGAACAAAGACCAUCUGUUAUUAACGGGUGAAUUAACUAAUGAGGGACAAACAAAAGCAAUUUUUGAUGAAACUAUUAACUACUAUGGAAAAUUGGACGUUUUAGUAAAUAAUGCUGGGAUAUUAGAAACAGGCACAAUAGAAAAUACAAGUCUAGAACAGUAUGACCGUGUAAUGAAUACCAAUGUUAGGUCGCUUUACCAUUUAACAUCUUUAGCAACCCCUCACUUAAUCAAAUCUAAAGGAAACGUAGUUAAUGUCAGUAGUGUUAAUGGCAUAAGGGCUUUCCCAGGAGUACUGGCUUAUUGUGUUUCCAAAGCUGCUGUGGAUCAAUUUACAAGAUGUGUUGCAUUAGAGCUUGCUUCAAAACAAGUUAGAGUAAAUGCAGUUAACCCAGGAGUAACUAUAACAAAUUUACAAAAAAGAGGUGGACUGGAUCAAGCUCAAUAUGAAGCAUUCCUUAAAAGAUCUCAAGAAACACAUGCUUUAGGAAGACCAGGUGAACCUGAAGAAGUGGCAAAGACUAUAGCAUUUUUAGCUAGCGAUGAUGCUAGUUUCAUUACAGGGGCUACAUUGCCAGUUGAUGGUGGAAGGCAUGCAAUGUGCCCAAGAUAAUUUAUUUUAUAAGGCUAAAAUGGUUUUUUAUUGGAUUUAAGGGUUAUUUUUUUUAAAGUUGUUAUAUAUUAUCGUACAUAUUAUAUUAAUAAAUUUACAAUCAAAUCAACUACAAAUACAAGAAGUUUUUUUUAAUAUUAAUCACAUUCCAAUUCCUCUGGAAUGCCAAGUUCUUGGUCUGUCCAUUUGCGCCCAUCUGGGUACUCAAACUCACCC
Messenger RNA from Anthonomus grandis grandis, 1317 nucleotides. Its product is annotated as 3-oxoacyl-[acyl-carrier-protein] reductase FabG-like. The coding region runs from base 304 to 1101 and encodes 265 amino acids. The record is from RefSeq and is a predicted model, not a curated record. Gene Ontology annotation, molecular function: oxidoreductase activity. NCBI's taxonomy places the organism in Eukaryota, Metazoa, Arthropoda, Insecta, Coleoptera, Curculionidae. The transcript is spliced from 6 exons.